Acanthoscelides obtectus is the source of this 3658-nucleotide messenger RNA. The record is from the annotation of a GenBank genome assembly. Lineage: Eukaryota; Metazoa; Arthropoda; Insecta; Coleoptera; Chrysomelidae.
GCAGUAGUAGUAGUAGUAGUAGUAGUAAUAAUAAUUGAAGGUAAAAACGUAAGAAUUUAGAAACUCGAAUAGAAACAUAAGGAAUUGGAAUCUAAAUAUAUACACUGAGAAACAGCAUUCGGCCUGAAAGUCUGAUUCAAUAAGAUAAUCUACUGGAUACAGUUAUCAGCGAAAUAAAGGAGAAACUUGACGUUACGGUCGAAUGACCAGACAUUUAUAACGUGUUCGCAAUAAAAACCGAUAAAGAGAAUGUUCCAGUGAAAAUACAGUUCAAAUCUUAUCUGAAAAAACAAGAAAUUUUCUCAAAUGUGCAUAAGUUAUGUGCUAUGAUGACAGGAAGAACUUUAAGGUACUAUUGAUACACAAAAAGAAAGCAAUAGCUUGGAAAUAAAUGAGCUGUUGACGACCUUGCAACCAGUUAGGAAGCAGAAGAAGAUGGAGAGAUGAAACAAAGCCAGGUGGAUAAGAGAUUACUCUCUCCGGAACAAAUCGAGGCUGCGAAGAAACAGAAGCUUGACAAAGGUUUUUCACGGGUUUCCUGUAUCCAGUGCAGCCACACAAAAGAAUAAAAAAACACUAAGUGUGACAUGACAUGUCAGUACUUAACCUGAAAAUGAAAUUGGAGAGCGAAACUCAAAUAUUUUGAAUUUUAAUGGCAAAUUUUUAAUAAAAAUAUGAUUAUAUUAAUUAGGAGUAGUUUGUGGAGAAAGCCCAGUUUUCAGGGCACUAUUUUAAAACCUCGGUUUCUCACGUCAUUGAACCUAUGGAAUGAAGAUAUUACCCCAGAAAUUAAACGUAAGAUUGAGGAACAUUGGAAAAAUAAAAUAGCCUCAAAACCGUUCAACGAAAAUGAUAAAUCUAAGGAGAAGUAUUAUGUCCUACCCAUGUUUCCAUACCCGUCAGGUUCUCUUCACAUGGGACAUGUACGGGUGUAUACAAUCAGCGACGCAGUGGCUCGAUACCAGAGAAUGAAUAAUAAAAAUGUGAUCCACCCCAUAGGUUGGGAUGCUUUUGGCCUCCCUGCAGAAAAUGCUGCAAUUGAAAGAAAAAUAGCACCAAGUGUAUGGACCAGGCAAAAUAUUGCACAUAUGAAAAAUCAGUUGGAACAGCUUGGAUGUAGUUUUGAAUGGGAUAGAGAAUUUGCCACUUGUGAUACUGAAUAUUACAAAUGGACACAAGAUUUAUUUAUAAAAUUAUAUGAUGCAGGGUUAAUUUAUCAAAGAAAAGCUUUGGUCAAUUGGGAUCCAGUAGAUCAGACAGUGUUAGCAGAUGAACAAGUAGAUGAAAAUGGAUGUUCUUGGAGGUCAGGUGCUAAGGUGGAGAAAAAAUUACUGAAGCAGUGGUUUGUUAGAACCACAAAAUUCGCUAAAAGCCUAUUUGAUAAUUUAGAUAGUUCAAUUCUGCAUGACUGGAGAGACAUAAUUAAACUGCAAAAACAUUGGAUAGGAGAAUGUAAUGGUGUCAAUUUUGAUUUUAAAGUAACAAAUAGUGAAGUAGAGUUUGUUACUCUUUGGACUUCCCAUCCAGAGUACAUUGAGGAUGUCAAAUUUGUGGUUGUGAGUGAAAAUCAUAUUCUAGCAAAACAGGAAGGAGUUACUGAUGUUGCAGGGGCUGUCAAGUUGAAAGCUGAGCUUGAAAAUCCAUUUACAAAACACAAAAUUCCUGUUUUUAUGUCUCAUGAAAUAGAAUAUUUACCUUUAACUGACUCUUAUGUAGGCAUCCCUGGAGUAGCUGACAAAGCAACCAAUUUUGCUCAGACAUGUGGCAUACCUCAUGACAACACACCCCUUCUCAAAAACACAGAUGAGGUGACGGCAAAGCAAGAGCAUAUUUGCAAUACAGCAAAGCAUAUGAAAAUUGGAGGCUACUGGACAAGUGCAAAAUUGAAAGAUUGGCUGAUAUCUAGACAAAGAUAUUGGGGAACUCCCAUACCUAUGAUCCACUGUAAAGACUGUAGAGCAGUUACAGUGCCCAAGGAUCAGCUACCUGUAGAGUUGCCUAAUUUGUCCACACUAAGCAAAAAAGGUGGUUCACAGCUAGCUGAAGUCUCAGAAUGGUUGAAUACAAAAUGCCCAAAGUGUGGUCAAGAUGCCAAAAGAGAGACUGAUACUAUGGAUACAUUUGUUGACAGUUCAUGGUACUUUUUGAGAUUUACAGAUCCCGUGAACAAGAAAAAGAUAUUUGAUGAAAAUAAAGCAGAAGAAUUAAUGCCUGUGGAUCUGUACAUUGGUGGGAAAGAACAUGCUGUCCUGCAUUUGUAUUAUGCUAGAUUUAUCAAUCAUUUUCUUCAUUCUUUGGGAUUAGUACCAGAAAAAGAACCUUUUAAAAGAUUGCUGGUGCAAGGAAUGGUAAUGGGUAGAAGUUAUAAGGUCAAAACUACUGGUGAAUACUUACCAGAGAAUAAAGUAAAAAUAUUGGACAUGAAGAAAAAUAAGGCAGUAACAAAAGGUACUGGAGAACCAGUUGUUAUAGCUUGGGAAAAAAUGAGUAAAUCUAAACACAAUGGGGUCGAUCCAGCAGAAAUGUUUGAACAAUAUGGUGCUGAUACAACCAGGUUAUUAAUUUUAGCAGAUGUUUCUCCCACUUCACAUAGAAAUUGGAAUAGCAAUACCUUCCCUGGAAUUAUGAAUUGGCAAAAACGAUUAUGGCUCACAAUAAGGGAUUUCCUGACAUACCGGAAUUCACUGCCAAAAAUGAUUCCUGACAAUGAGUUUAAAUCACAUGAUGACUUCAUGUUUGAUUCAAGAAAUUAUUAUGUCAAAGGAGCUUCAUUUAACUAUGUUAUAUCCCAGCAGAUGAGUAUAGCUGUAUCAAAACAACAAGGAUUAACAAACAGUCUGCGGAAAUGUCCGCCUGCAGUUUAUGCAUACAGUAAACAGUUUGAAAGAGCUUUGGCCGCUCAAAUCAUCAUGUUAGCUCCAAUGGCCCCGCAUUUUUCAUCAGAACUAUGGAGCGGGUUUGUUUCUGCACCAAAGAGAUUAAAUAAUUCGGAAGAGAUUAUUUGGGAUAAAGCUGUUUUGGAUCAGGAAUGGCCUGUUGUAGAUCUGGACUACCAACUAGAAUUAAGUUUUCAGGUUAAUGGUCAUGAAAAUGCUCUGGUAAAGAUAGCCCGCAAGGACUUAGAAAAUCUUCCAAAAGAAAAAGCAUUGGAAAUGGCUCUUCAACAGAAAGAAGUGCAGACCACUUUAACUAAAAGAAAUAUCUUGGACGUACGAUAUGACUGUCAUAAAGGAUUUGAUGGUAUUUUGAACAUUAUCACUGAUCAGCCUCCGCCCAAAGUGAAAGAAGCAGAUUCAGUAUGAACAUGUGACUAUGAAUAAUAAUUUACCGUUGCGUUAUUGUAAUAAAAUAAAAAAGAAUAACACUUUUAAGUGACUGUCACGUCGUUUAAGCAUCAAUAGUAAUGACAAUGCGUGCGUUUUUGAUCCUAACUGAAACGUACAAGAAACCAGAACGUUGAGAAUUUUUAUUGAUCAUACUAUAUUUCAAUAUAUAUACAAGGUGGCCGAUAUGUAACUGACUGGUUUGUAUCUUGAAUAUUUGUGAAAUGAAAUAAAAUACGUCUAUUUUUUUCAUCUUAAUUUUCUAUUGAGACUCAGAAAUUAUGUAUGAAAAAUAUCAGACAAAUGUCCGCCUCUAGAAGCCGCGCAAACCUGAG